UUUGGCUUAUGGGCGGAAGUGGUGGGCGCUAUGGCGACACUUCCGCCUCUCUGUGUUUGAAGUCGUUGGUGGCGGGGUUUUGAGGGGUAAAUAAAUACGAAAUGAAGUUUAAUGAGAGCGCGAAUUGAGGUAAAUGUGUGAGGAUUUGUGUUGGAAUGGAGGAGAAACAGAAGCUGAACGCGCCGCGGGACUUUCUGAGGGGAGCAGCUGUGACUCGCCCAUCCUCUCCAGCUCUACUGACCCCGUCUCACUUCACUGUGACCUGUGCCACCAACCCCCAACCCCGUCCUCCAGAUCCACCUACACUGGGCCAGACACACACUCCAGACCCGUGGGUCAUCAUCACUCGAACUCAGCAGGAGCUGCAGGAGCUCCGGAGAGAGAACCAGAGACUGCUGCUCAAGCACAAAGACACAAGCAGUACACAGUAUAGUACACACCACACACGCUACACACACAGCCCUGAGCAACUGAGGAGAGACAGUGAGGAGCUGAGAGGAGAGGUUAAAAGAUUGAAGGAGGAGCUCAGAGAACGAGAACGAAACAUCAGCAGGCAGUGUGCUGAGCGGGAGGAGUUGAGUGUGGAGCUGCUUCACUGCAAGGAUGAACUUAAACAGAAUAGAGAGAAGUUGGCAGAGUGUGUUUUGCAGCGUGAGCAGUCAGAAAGAGAGCUACAGUGCUCUAAAGAAGAAACACAGCGGCUGCAGGAGCAGGUUCAGCAGGUCUGUGAGAGUCAUUCUGCAGAAAUCUCAGCACUGACUCACACCAACACACACCUGCAGAGCAGUCUGACAGCUGCCACACAGGAAGUGACCUUACUAAGACAGAACUUGGAGGAAGUGAUAUCAGAGAAAGAGAUGGUUCAGGAGCAGCUCAGCUCUCAGAGUAGUGUGAUAGCAGAACAGGCAGACACUCUGCAGAAACUACGCAGCUAUAUCGGGACUAGGAGUGAAGAGGAGAAGCAGCACACACUCAUACAGAAGCUGGAAAAGGAAAAAGAAGCAUUAAUCAUGUCUGUGGAGCUGCUGAAGGUUCGUGUUCAGGCCUCCAACGACAUCCUGGCUUUACAGGAGAGAGAGCUGGGAGAGCAGAGUGAUCCUCUUCAUAAGGACAGUCGAGCAGGCCAGUUGCUGAGUUUGUGGCGAGAGAAGGUCUUUGUGUUGCUUGUACAACUACGAUCCAGAGAUUUACAACUACACUCUGAGAAAUCCCAGCUACACAACACGGUAUGUGAUCUGCAGCAGGAUGUCCAGAAGUUGCAGUCUCAGAUCAGCGUUUUUCAGCACAGCCUUCAGGACAAAACAGCAGAACUGGAACUGCACAACAUACACUCUCAGGAGUUGAAGCAGCAGUUGUGCAGAGCUGUGGAGGAGAACGAGAUUCUGAAAGAAGAGAAAGAUAAGAAUGAGAAAUCCCUCAGAGACAUCACUAAUACUGCACACAGGGUGUGUGAGUGUGUAGAGCAAUGUAGAGGUCAGAUGGACUCGGCUCAGUUUCAGAUGAACACUCUGGCACAGAGACUCUCCUUUGCCACCAAGCGCCUUGACACCGUACACGGAUUGCUGUUGAGGAAAGAAGCUCUACGGAAAGCCCAGCAGGCCACAAAACCUCCAGACCCUCCAGCUUCAGACAGUAGCUGUAUUGAGAGGCUUAAGGCAGAGGUGGCUCUGCUGAGCUCUGAGAGAGACCAGCUGACCCAGGAACUAAAACGCACUCCAGACCUGAUCCAGAGUGCUCUGAGUGAUCUUCAGCAACAGUUAGAGAGGCAGGUGGGCCACCUGACGCAGGCCCUGUCGUGCAGCAAGGCGGACAUGGAGGAGUGUGAGCUGAGGCGUGUGGAGGCUCAGAGACAGUGUGAGGAGCAUGAGGCCACCAUUGUGGAGCUGCAAGCUGAGGUCCACAGUGUACAGCAGCAGAGCGAGGAGCAAGAGGGGACUAUCUCAGAGCUCCGUGCUGAGGCCCAUCGUAUACAACAGCAUUGGCAGACUGUUCUGCAGGAGAAGGUUUCAGAGGUUGAGGGUGUGCAUACAAGGCAGCUCAGAGAGAUGGAGACUCAGCUCAACACAGCGCGGAGAGAACACACUAAAGCAGUGGUGGCUCUCCGGCAGGUGGAACGAUCUGCGAUGAGGGAGCGAGAGCAAGAGAGAGAGGCAGAGCGAGCUCGCUCAGAACACACACACAAAAACAUCACACACCUGCAAACACAACUGAAGGAAAAGGAUAAAGACCGCAACAUUCUACUGGCAGUGGUCCAGCAGCAAGGUUUGAUGAAUGAAUACAGGAGGAUAAGAAGAGUUGCCAUACAAUCACCUAAAUCCCUGCAAGAACAUAAACAGCAGCAGCAAAAACAGCACCAGCAGCUUAAAGAUGCGGAGCUGAAGGAGGGCAGUGUGCUGAGUAUGUUGGGGGAAGUGCGCUCCCUCAGCUCCGCAGUCAUCCACAGCUCAGAGGGAGAGGAGGAUGAAGAUGAUGAGGAAGGCCAGAGAGACAGAGUUACACACACUAACUGACAGACAAAUAGAGAGACUCACACACACACACACACACAUCCUACAAGGUUUCUGUUCUUUAUAGGGUUGCAGAUAUUUACGUCACAUGUUUUAUUUAAUUAAAUUAAAUAAUAAAAUACAUUUCUGUUAAA
Molecule: messenger RNA, 2641 nt
Organism: Astyanax mexicanus (Mexican tetra)
Lineage: Eukaryota; Metazoa; Chordata; Actinopteri; Characiformes; Acestrorhamphidae
Gene: cchcr1
Product: coiled-coil alpha-helical rod protein 1
Exons: 18
Coding region: 156-2510 (784 amino acids)
Biological process (GO): cell differentiation; protein export from nucleus
Cellular component (GO): centriole
Source: RefSeq, a predicted model, not a curated record